Molecule: messenger RNA, 2388 nt
Organism: Hemisphaericaspora subhashii
Lineage: Eukaryota; Fungi; Ascomycota; Pichiomycetes; Serinales; Debaryomycetaceae
Exons: 1
Coding region: 1-2388 (795 amino acids)
Source: RefSeq, a predicted model, not a curated record
AUGAUUAUCCAAGUUAUCUACUACUAUUUUCUAUUGUCAUCCUUAGUUUUUGGGUUGGACAUUGAGACCGAAGUGAUUCAAAGGGGUGGAAAUUUUGAGGUACGGUCAGUUAAUAUACACUCCUGUGGCGUUUUGUCUCUUAUUGACGUCAAUAUCUUUGACAUCCAAUACUUUGUUAACUCAGCAGAAUUCUAUUUCCAUACUACAAUUCCCACUCAUCAAUUUUCCUUCGCCAGCGGUGAGGUUGUAAAUACUGGGCAGUUUAGAAUUAAUACCUAUAGAUCAUUGACGCACAGUUAUUUUUAUUUUGGAGCUAUUACUAAUGAAAACAUUUUCACUAUAUGGAUAGCGGAUAACUCUUAUAGCGAUGUUAGCCUAGGUAAUUUAUACAAUUAUGGGUCGUUUAGCGAAAUAGUAGAGGGGCAAAUUGGAUCUCUCGAUCUAACAGGGGAAUUGUUCAAUGAUGGUGUUAUUUGUCUCACCCAUGUAGAUUUUAACAUUAAUUACACCAAUGCUAAUGCUAGUGGUUGCAUCGUACUUCAUGAUUCUCUGGUUUGGUUCCAGCAGGAUCCUCUGGGAUCCACAAUUUGCUUUGCAAAUGUCAACUCCAGAAUUAGGUUAGAACAACCCCCAUGUGUCCCAAUUGUGAUUGCAGGUUUUGGUGGUGGUGAAACUAACACUAUAGAGAUUAAAAGUUCGAACCCAGAGUGUACACAAAUUGAAUACGUUAACAACCUGCUCCUAUCGAUUCUGGCUGAUGGGAUUAUAUUUCUUUUUGAUAUUGGGCCAGGAUUCGAUGGAAACUGUUUUGCUUAUAAGGCGGUAAACGAUUCGUUUGUUGCUAUUUACUAUAAUUCUCCCGUACAUACCGGAAACACCUGCAAAUGUGACUGUAACCAAAUAAUUCCAGACGAUGCUCCCGGUGCUCAUCCUGAGGUCAUUACAACAACCAAUGAAGAAGGAGCCACGGUGGAACUUACAAUCACGACUACAGACGGAUCUUGGACAACUAUCACCUUCACUCCAACUCCACCUCCUCCAACUCCAACCCCAAGUCCAUGCCCAACUCCAAGUCAGAGUCUAACUACAACUCCUCCAAUUCCUCCAAUUCCAACUUCUCCAACUACACCUACAGCUCCAAGCCCAAUUCCUCCAAUUCCAACUUCUCCGACUACAACUCCAAGCCCAAUCCCGCCAAUUCCGACUUCUCCAACUUCAACGCCAAGUCCAAUUCCUCCAACUACAACUACAACACCAAGUCCAAUUCCAACUUCUCCGACUACAACUCCAAGCCCAAUUCCACCAAUUCCAACUUCUCCAACUACAACGCCAAGUCCAAUUCCUCCAACUACAACUACAACUCCAAGUCCAAUUCCUCCAACUACAACUACAACUCCAAGUCCAAUCCCUCCAAUUCCAACUUCUCCAACUACAACACCAAGUCCAAUUCCUCCAACUACAACUACAACUCCAAGUCCUAUUCCUCCAACUACAACUACAACUCCAAGUCCUAUUCCUCCAACUACAACUACACCUACAAGCCCAAUCCCUCCAAUUCCGACUUCUCCAACUACAACUCCAAGUCCAAUUCCUCCAACUACAACAACAACUCCUCCCAUUCCACCUCCUGUUGAAACUUCUACAACCACAACUACAACUCCUCCAAUUCCACCUCCUGUUGAAACUUCUACAACCACAACCACAACUCCUCCAAUUCCACCUCCUGUUGAAACUUCUACAACUACAACUCCAAGUCCAAUUCCUCCAACAACUCCUCCUUUUUUUGCACCUCCAACAACAAUUACCACUACUAUUGAUGGCACUUUGACAACUAUAACUUUACCAAUUGGACAAACUAUUACCAUCGAUCCUCCACCAAUUGUUAGAACGAUCACUACAUCACUCCAUGGAACAUUAACCACGUUAACAUUACCUGUCAUUUAUGAGGAUCAAGUUAUCAUUACCACAGCCACACUUACUGUUGAUGGAACUGUUCUGACAGUCACCAGAUUAAUUCUUGGAGGAACGACAACUGAGACAUUACCCGGAGCUCUUCCUUCUGUUUUAAUAUACACGGAAGACGGUACAAUAAUUACAGAUACGCUUUUGUUACCACCUGGAGUUCCCCAACCAAGCACUACGAUGGUUACUGUAACCAUUUCUCACCUAGAAGCGAUCGAAAAUGAGACUGUUCCCCUUUUCCCAGUGACUACUGGUUUGCUUCCGGAAGGAACUACUAUUACUAUUCCAGCGGCUGGACCUACUGCUGUUCCUACGCUAGAAUUGCGUCAGGUUGUGACACCGGCUGAAGCGGGAGCGACUAGCACAUAUGCUGUUUCGGCCUUAAGGGCCAUGAUUGUUUUAUUUGUUUGCGUAUUAAGUCUUUAA